UACAGAAUGGCGCAGAGGUAUUAUGAGUACCAACAUUACAAGGAGGGACAUGUACAGGAGCAGAGGAAAGCACCAAAGGGGGCCUGUCACCCACACAUCAUCAUCUUCCAAUCUAUCUUCUACUUCAUCUUCAACCUGAGUUUCGUCGGCGCUGAGCUCCCAUCGUUGAUUUUCCUGAACAAGUACCUGUCUCCGGCCAGUCACACGCUGAGCAACGUCCGGCUCUGUGGGAGUGACGUACGGGGAACGAUCGAGGGUCUGAACCGAACGGUAUUGAGGAAACUCCCUCAGAGUCUGAGUCUGAUCGAGGUUGAGAGUGUUCUGAUGGGAACGGCCUUCAUCGCCAUGUUACUGGUGCUGACAAUGUGUGGCCCAGCGUACAGACCCACCGAGGAGAUAGAUUUACGCAGCGUGGGAUGGGGAAACAUCUUCCAGUUGCCCUUUAAACAUCUGCGGGAUUACAGACUCCGUCUGCUGUUGCCCUUCUUUGUCUACAGUGGCUUCGAAGUCCUGUUUGUCUGCUCGGGAUUCACUCUGACGUAUGGAGUUUGCUCCCUGGGUUUGGAGUCUCUCCCAGCAUUGAUCAUGGUUUACGGAGCCUCUGCCUCUCUCUCCUCCCUGCUGGGCCUCUCCUCCCUCUGUCUACCUCGGCAGUGCACCCUGCUCUUGGGAUCAUUUGUCCAGGGAGUAUUACUCCUCGCCCUCUUCGGCUGGUCUCCUCUCCCCAGAGACCCACGUCCAGAAACGGCAGCCGCCCUCUACGUGGUGGCGGCUCUCUGGGGGCUGGGGAGCGGACUGAACAAGAGUGGACUCUCUGCGCUGCUGGGAAUGCUGUAUGAAGACAAAGAGCGCCAGGACUUUGCUUUUGCCAUCUACCACUGGUGUCAGGCUGUGGCCAUCUUCAUUGUCUACCUGUGGUCCUCCACGUACAUGAAGGUGAAGCUGGGGAUCAUGUUCGUCACUCUGGUCGCCGCGGUGAUCUCCUACCUGUGGAUGGAGCGGAAACUCUCCCGGAAAGUUCGAUUCCGGGUGCCCCGGAUUCCUCGACCCCGGCACAAAGUCAAAGGUUACCGGUACCUGGAGGACGAUAACUCGGACCAGUCAGAGGCGGAGGCGGAGGAGGAGGGGGAGGGUGAGGUGGAGACGGAGGGAGACUCUCCCUCUGAUCCCCUCCAACCGGUGGUACAGCAUGGAGCGACGGAGGCUGAGGAACGGCCUCAGUGACACCCCUCCCUCCCCUCUCUCUCCUCCCUCUCUCCCCUCCCUCUCUCUCUCCUCUCCUCUCUCUCUCUCUCCCUCUCUCUCUAUCUCUCCCCUCUCUCGCUCUCUAU
Molecule: messenger RNA, 1331 nt
Organism: Amblyraja radiata (thorny skate)
Lineage: Eukaryota; Metazoa; Chordata; Chondrichthyes; Rajiformes; Rajidae
Gene: unc93b1
Product: unc-93 homolog B1, TLR signaling regulator
Exons: 7
Coding region: 7-1224 (405 amino acids)
Biological process (GO): toll-like receptor signaling pathway; intracellular protein transport; toll-like receptor 7 signaling pathway
Cellular component (GO): lysosome; endosome
Molecular function (GO): Toll-like receptor binding
Source: RefSeq, a predicted model, not a curated record